This is a messenger RNA of Serinus canaria (Common canary), 1834 nucleotides long. It is a transcript of the gene CHMP2B, whose product is annotated as charged multivesicular body protein 2B. The transcript is spliced from 6 exons. Lineage: Eukaryota; Metazoa; Chordata; Aves; Passeriformes; Fringillidae. Gene Ontology annotation, biological process: endosome transport via multivesicular body sorting pathway; protein transport; late endosome to vacuole transport. The coding region runs from base 104 to 748 and encodes 214 amino acids. The record is from RefSeq and is a predicted model, not a curated record. Gene Ontology annotation, cellular component: ESCRT III complex; multivesicular body.
GAGGCGGAGCCGGGCGGGCGAUCGCGGCCCGGCCGCUUCCUGGUCACCGGAGCAGGAGGCGACAGGAGCCCGCCGAGGCGGCUGCGGGGGUCCGGCCGCCGCCAUGGCCUCGCUCUUCAAGAAGAAGACCGUGGACGAUAUAAUAAAGGAACAAAAUCGAGAGUUAAGAGGUACACAGAGGGCUAUAAGCAGAGACAGAGCAGCACUUGAAAAACAGGAAAAACAACUGGAACUGGAAAUCAAGAAAAUGGCUAAGACUGGUAACAAAGAGGCCUGCAAAGUGCUGGCAAAGCAGCUGGUGCAGCUGCGGAAGCAGAAGAACCGAACCUAUGCUGUGAGCUCCAAAGUCACUUCCAUGUCCACUCAAACUAAGGUCAUGAACUCCCAGAUGAAGAUGGCAGGAGCUAUGUCAGCCACAGCAAAAACAAUGCAAGCAGUUAAUAAGAAAAUGGAUCCACAAAAGACACUACAAACUAUGCAGAAUUUCCAGAAGGAAAACAUGAAGAUGGAUAUGACUGAAGAGAUGAUUAAUGAUACUCUGGAUGAUAUUUUUGAUGCUUCUGAUGAAGAGGAAGAAACCCAAGAUAUUGUUAAUCAAGUGCUUGACGAGAUCGGGAUUGAAAUCUCUGGCAAGAUGGCCAAAGCUCCCUCAGCUGCCAGGGGUUUGCCCUCUGCAUCGGCAUCGAGCGCCGCCACCAUAUCGGAUGAGGAGAUCGAGCGUCAGCUCAAAGCCUUGGGCGUGGAUUAACUGAUCCAGUUCAGAGUCUGCCUGCUGGCUGCUCAGCCCUACACACAUGUGCAAAGUGCAAAUACUCUUUCAAUGCAACUGAUUUCUAGGAGAACCCAGAAGUCUCAGAAAUGACAACUUGAAGAUGGAUUUGCAGAGAAAAGUACUUUUUUUUAUCCAUUGCAUGGAGUCUUUUUGACUCUGGACCAACCAGGGGUGUAGUUCUAACAAUAAAUUCACUUACACCUGAUCCAGAUCUGUCCUCUGGAUUCAAAGUUUUCUUCCAUCUCUGUUACUGAUCUGUCUCUAGAACUGGCUAUUCAGUGGCUGGUCAUGCCACUUCCUAGGACAGCACCUAUGUAAUAUUUAUCAUUUUUACAAAACUAUCAUUAGAGAAACAUUUAGUCUGCCAUCUCUUAGCACAAAUGAAACUUCACCUUGGCUCUUAGUCAGAAACUUUUUUUUUCAAUGAGAAAUAGCUUUGAAUGUCUAGAUAAUUUAGGCAGAAAGAAAAAGCAUUUUAUGUAUUUCUUCCAAAUUCCUUUUGAGCUGAUGAAAUAAUAGCUUGUUAUUCCUCUUACCAGAAGGGAAGGAUACACUCCUUGUGCAGUUAAUUUUUCUGGAAGAGGAGUUACAUUUGUUAGUGAAAUUUGUUGCAUGAAAGGCACUGAUUGAACUCUAUUUUACUGUAACAUAGCUGGUUUCAACAGAAUUGCUGUGCCUUUAUGUAUAUAAAUCUUGUACCUUUGUGAUUUUCUUUCAGGAGUCUUUGAAAGGUGAGUAAACUUAAUAAUUAAGAUGAUUUUACAAAAUGCUUUGGUGAGACCUCUCAGUACACUUGAUGGGACUCAGUGCUGAAGUGGAGAGAUGCACUCAUUCAGAAACACAACUUGUGCACUUGAAAAAAGGACAUUUGCCUGAAGCAACAUUUGUAUAUAUUUUACAGUACUUCUUAAUGGAAGAUAACUGCAUAAUUGUAUUGUUUGCUAAGAUGCAACUGAUCACAUUGAUAAACUAAAUCUAAAUAUUAGUUUUGAGAACAAUUUUGGAUCAAAAAUGAUAAUUACUUGUCUAAACACUAUAAUAAAAGCAUUCUGGUUCUGUGAA